Sphaerulina musiva SO2202 is the source of this 723-nucleotide messenger RNA. Its product is annotated as S-adenosyl-L-methionine-dependent methyltransferase. The record is from RefSeq and is a predicted model, not a curated record. Gene Ontology annotation, cellular component: cytoplasm; nucleus. The coding region runs from base 1 to 723 and encodes 240 amino acids. Gene Ontology annotation, molecular function: tRNA binding. The transcript has 3 exons. Lineage: Eukaryota; Fungi; Ascomycota; Dothideomycetes; Mycosphaerellales; Mycosphaerellaceae. Gene Ontology annotation, biological process: tRNA wobble uridine modification.
AUGUCAGCACAAGAAACAACAGAACAAGAUAUCUCCGGGGGGCAAAGCUACGAAGAAGAGCACGUCCACGCCGUCUACGAACAAAUCGCCUCUCACUUCUCCUCGACCCGCUACAAGCCAUGGCCCAUCAUCGAGCGUUUUCUCCAGACUCGCAAAGCAGGCUCCGUGGGCUUGGACAUUGGCUGCGGAAAUGGCAAAUACCUCGCCGUGAAUCCCGACAUUUUCAUUGUAGGCUCUGAUCGGUCUUCCAGAUCCCCCAACCUCAUCUCCAUAGCCUCCUCCUCCACCACCUCCUCCUCUCGCCACCACCAACCGCAUUCAGUCUGCAUAGCAGACAUCCUCGACCUCCCCCACCCCUCGCAAACCUUUGAUUUCGCCAUCAGUAUCGCCGUAGUGCAUCACCUCUCGACAUCGGCAAGGCGCAUCGAAGCCCUCCGCGCCAUUCUCGACACGCUCAAGCCGAGCGGGGGAAAAGCAUUAAUUUAUUGCUGGGCAUUGGAGCAAGAGGGGAGUCGACGGGGGUGGCAUGAGGGUAUGGACCAGGAUGUCAUGGUGCCGUGGGUGAAGAAGACAAAAGGGGAGGCGGAUCGGACGUUUCAGCGGUAUUAUCAUUUGUAUAGACGGGGAGAAUUGGAAGCGGAUCUGAGUGCCGCCGGCGGACAUGUGCUAGAGGCUGGGUAUGAGAAGGACAAUUGGUGGGCCAUUGCGGAACGAAGGGCAUGA